Molecule: messenger RNA, 4174 nt
Organism: Fusarium verticillioides 7600
Lineage: Eukaryota; Fungi; Ascomycota; Sordariomycetes; Hypocreales; Nectriaceae
Exons: 1
Coding region: 729-4013 (1094 amino acids)
Source: RefSeq, a predicted model, not a curated record
GCUUGAAUCCUGGUCGUGAUUCUCGGCCGUUUUUUGCCUUAUGUGUUAGCUGAAGAUGCUGGUCAAUGAUGUUCAUAACAGAUCGAGACGAGGAAUAGCCGAACAACGCGGCAACACCUAGCCGAUCAGUCAAUCCAGUGCUCACUCAGACCAGGCAAACAACAUGUGAUAUGCAAUCUCGUUGUCAUGCAUACAAUUUCAGCACUGCAGUAGUGUCUUCGCUCACAUCCAUCCCAACUGACUCGAACCCCUGCCGGCUAAAUUUGGAAGAAACAAACAAACGUCAAAGCCCUUCACCGUCACCACCAACCUACGGUAGAACCUCAUGAAACGUCUGAGCGGCGAUCGGAUUGACACUAGGUCAUGGCUCAAACCCCUGGAUCCGAGUUGACCGAGGACGAGCUCUGUCGUGCGGACCAGCAUCAGUGCUCAACUUCCUGUCACUCAUGACUCUCGUCGUGAGAGCUCUCAACUCAGCUUAAAAGGAAGCUCAUCGCCGGCUUCAAUGUCGAGUUUCUUUUCCAGCAUCAACAGUCGUUCUAUCUGCUUAUUUCCUAGUAUCUCUCUUUUCUUUUUUAUUUCCUUAUUACUUUCGUUUCAGAGUUUCUCUUAGUCACUCGCUACUAUUAUCAACCACUCUCGCUUUACAAGCUCAAGCAACUACAACUACAACAACAACUACAAAUCUUUAUUUUUUAUUAUCAUCAUCCCAACACUCGUUUAACGCCAUGCGUUUCUCUGCUGGACUCAUCCCUGCCCUGGGAGCUCUUGCUUCGCUGGGCGAAGCAACUCCUACUUUCCUCGGUGGUGGAGCAUCAGGCUCUGCUGGCGGCGAGAUCUCAGGUGGUGCUGACGCCCAUCUCGGAGUCGGAGCCGGUGGUAGCGCUGGUGCUGGUGCAGGAGCCGGAGCUGGUGGUCACCUUGGCGGUAGCCUCAGCGGUGGAGCCUCCGGUCAUAUCGGAGGUGAAGCUGGAGCCGGAGCUGGUGCUGGUGCCGGCGGAAAGGUUGGUGCUGGCGCUGGUGGCAAGAUCGGCGGUGAAAUCGGUGGUGAGGUCGGCGGCAAGAUUGGUGGAGGUGCUGGCGCCGGUGCCGGUGCCGGUGCAGGAGCUGGUGCUGGUGCUGGCGGAAGUGCUGGCGGUAAAGUCGGUGGCAGCAUUGGCGGCGGCGCUGAAGGCCACCUUGGAGGUGGUGCUGAAGGCGGUGCUGGUGCUGGAGCCGGUGGAAAGAUUGGCGCCGGCGCUGGCGGCGAGGUUGGUGGUGAAAUCGGUGGUGAGGUUGGCGGUAAGAUCGGAGGAGGUGCUGGUGCCGGUGCUGGAGCUGGCGCUGGAGGUCACCUUGAGGGCGAUAUCAAGGGUGGCGCUGGCGGUAAGAUUGGAGGUGGUGUUGGAGGUAAGAUCGGAGCUGGCGCUGGCCUUGGUGCUGGCAUCGGUCUCGGCGGUCUCCUCGGUGGUGGCAUCGAGUGGAACGCCGGCGGUGGUGCUGACUGGUACACUGGUACAUCCUGCAGCAUUGGCAACGCCUGGAAGGAUCACAUCCUCUUCCAGGGCAUCUGCGCUCCCGAGACCUCAACUACUCCCGCUGUUAACCUGGGCCUGAACCUCCCCAGCUGCCAGAUCACUGGUGACAUUGGCUUCGCUUGCGGUGCUGACUUCCUCACUACUCCCAACGUUCGUGUUGGUCUCGGUGGCAUCUCUGCUUACAUCGAGAUUGAUCUCUCUGCUUCCGCUGCCGUCCACCAGUCCGUCGAACUCUUCACUGCCCCUAAGCUUGGCAUUGCUAUCCCCGGCCUUGACGCUGAGCUGAAGGCUGCCAUUGAGGCUGCCAUCGCUAUUGAUCUCGUUGUUGGCUGUGGUAAGGCUAUCGACCUCUCUGCUGGUGUCUAUGUCAAGUUCCCCGAGUCUGCCUACGUCGACAUCUCUCUUCUCACCAAGGAGGUCAUCCACGCUUCUCUCGAGGGUCUCGUCACCAAGGCUCUCCCCGUUGGUGUCGGUGCCGAUGUCGAGCUCGGUGCUGGUAUCGAUCUUCAGCUUGGUCUCCGUCUUCGUUCUGAGCUCAGCAUUGGCGGCGGUCUCGAGAUCCCUGUUCUCGGUCUCGGUGGCAAGGCUGGUGCUGAUGUUGGCUUCGGCGCCGGUGUCUGGUUCUCUCUCUUCGACUACACUGCUACCAUUGGCGGCGGUGCCGGUGCCAGCGCUGGUAUUGAUGUCACUGGUGAGUUUGGCUGCAACCUUGGUCUCGCUAUCGACAAGAAGUUCGACUUCAGCGGCGGUCUCUUCGGUCUCAUUCCCAACCUCUCCGUCGGUCUCGCCAAGGGCAUCAAGUCUACCUUCUCCCAGAAGACCCGCGGUACUUGCGGCAGCUUCAUCGGUCACUUCAAGAAGGGUGGCUUCAUCGGCGGUCCUACCAUCUCUGCUUCCGGUGCUAUCACUGCUACUGGUGGCGCUUCUGCCGACAUCACCAUUCCCGCUGGCGUUACCCACUCUGUUGAGUUCUCUGGCUCCAUCGGCGUCCCUGAUGUUUCUGCCUCUGUCGACAUCCCUGGUGCUUCCGGUGAUCUCACUGGCUCCGACUCUCUCCCCGUUGCUACCACUGGUGCUGAAAUCCCCUCCGACUCUGCCUCAUACGAGGCUCCCGCUGUUACUGCCUCUGGUGACGUGACUGGCUCUGCUGAGCUGCCUGUUGCCACUGAUUCCGUUGAAGUUCCUGCUGGCUCUGCUUCUGGCGAUGUCACUGUCUCUGGUGCCAUCCCCACUGGUCCUGAGGGCGUUCCCACUCACACCAUUCCUGCCGGUGGUGAUGUCACUGCCAUCUUCGGUACUCACACCGCUGGUGCCACUGUCACUGUCUCUGGUUCCGAGGGCUUCACUACUUACAUCUCUGGCUCUACUGGUUUCACUACCGUUGUGUCUGGCUCCGAGGGCUACACUACUGUUCUCUCCGGCUCUGAGGGUGACUACACUACCGUUGUCUCUGGAUCUGCUGGCUUCACCACUGUCGUCUCUGGCUCUGAGGGUUUCACAACUGUCGUUUCCGGAUCCGAGGGCUACACCACCGUCGUUCCUGGCAACUCCCCUUCUGCUACUGGUGGCUCUGACUACAACCUUCCCUCUGGUCCAGCUGGUGGCAACACUGGUGCUACUUCCGCUGGCAACGUUCCCGCCGAGUCUGGCAGCCUCCCUGCCAGCACUGGAUCCGCCGACUCCGACAAGCCUGCUGUUACCACUGGCUCUGGAUCUGAUGCUGAUGAGACCUCUGCCCCUGCUGUCACUGCCGCUCCCGAUGCUUCUGGCAUGAUCACCAGCACCAUCCGCGAGACUCACGUCUACACCAUCACCUCUUGUGCUGCCUCUGUCAUCAACUGCCCCGCCUCUUACACUCAGAAGAUCGUCACCCAGACUGUCAUCGAGCGCACCACCGUCUGCCCCGCCACUGCCACUGCUGUCCCUGAGACUCCCGUCGAGGGCGGUAACGGUUCCAACCAGGGCGGUGACUCCAAGCCUGGUGAGGGUUCUGACAACGGUAACACCGGCUCUGCUCCCGCUCCUACCUCUCCUCCCGAUGCUGCUAAGACCACCAUCGACCUCGUCACCAUCACCCAGGACGUCACCACCAUCAUUCCUUGCACCAAGUUCGUCACCAGCACCUUCGUUGCUCCUACCACUAUCCACGCCCCUGCUGCUCCCACUGUCACCAUCAUUCAGGGACACACUGGCCAGGCUCCUCAGCCUACUGGUACCCAGAAGCCUGGUGCCUUCACCACCCUCACCCGGGUCCCGGCUACUGCCACCGACUCUGGUGCCUCACCCACUGAGGGCUCUGAGCAGCCUGCCAACCCUCAGGCCCCUGGUAACGCUGGCCCAGGUGCUCAGCCUACCUACAACGUUCCCUCAAACGGAACCAUCACUGGAGGCAAGCCCUCCCCCACUGACCAAGUUCCCGUUGUUGCUGGAGCUUCUCUUGUCAGUGCUGGAUCUAUGCUCCUCGCACUUCCUAUGGCCCUUGCCUUUGUCAUGUAAAUAGCUUAAUACCGAGAGCCCUUUGGCUUUUAACGGAUAGAACAUAAUGCAUAUGACUUCAAAAGUUUCUUUCUUAUUCUUCGAGAUCCUUUCACCUUUUGACUCUUGCGACUGCUUGCACUUGACAUCUUUGCCUUUGACUGCUGAACAGUCUCUUCGCG